Molecule: messenger RNA, 2579 nt
Organism: Hemibagrus wyckioides
Lineage: Eukaryota; Metazoa; Chordata; Actinopteri; Siluriformes; Bagridae
Gene: camk1gb
Product: calcium/calmodulin-dependent protein kinase IGb
Exons: 13
Coding region: 217-1671 (484 amino acids)
Biological process (GO): peptidyl-serine phosphorylation
Cellular component (GO): intracellular anatomical structure
Molecular function (GO): calmodulin binding; ATP binding; calcium/calmodulin-dependent protein kinase activity
Source: RefSeq, a predicted model, not a curated record
AGUGGCACUCGCGCGAGCUGCAAGCUAGAAUAAAAGCGUCUCUUCAACAUUGUUCACCAUAACGCACGGUUUUCCGAUUAUUGUUUUUACCGUAAUAGCUUUUUCACUAGAGCACAUAAAGGGAAAUUUGUGGGUAAAAACUCGUGAGUCUCGCUUGCUGUAUUGUACACUACUGUACACGGUCAUGCGCUCCCGUUGCGCGCAGCGGCGUGUCCCAUGUUCGUGUCGCUGAGAUCAGCGCAUCAGUUGCUCCGGUUUUCUCGCGCUGUCCUCUCUCCCUGCUGUCCCUGUUGUCCCUGUCUACCUGUACUAAACUGUGCUAACACCUGGAGCUCUCGCAUACCAGAAGAAAUCCCUGGAGACGCUUACGCUGAAAUGGGUCGCAAAGAGGCCGACUACAAUUGGAAGAAGAGCACUGAUAACAUUCAAGAUGUAUUUGACUUCAUAGAGGUGCUUGGAUCGGGAGCAUUCUCUGAGGUGUUCAUGGUGAAGGAGAGAAAAACAGGAAAGCUGUUUGCCAUUAAGUGUGUGAAGAAAAAGAACAAAAAGGACCACAACUUGGAGAACGAGAUUGCAGUGUUAAGGAGGAUUAAACAUGAAAAUGUUGUGGGGUUGGAAGAUCUCUAUGAAAGCCGCACUCAUUACUAUCUUGUCAUGCAGCUCGUUUCAGGAGGUGAGCUGUUUGAUCGUAUCCUGGACCGGGGAGUGUACUCAGAGAAGGAUGCUAGCUUAGUGAUAAGACAGGUGCUGGAGGGAGUUAACUACCUGCAUAAGAAUGGCAUAGUACAUCGUGAUCUCAAGCCUGAGAACUUGUUGUACUACAGUCCAGAUGAAAAGUCCAAGAUAAUGAUAAGCGAUUUUGGACUUUCAAAGAUGGAGGACAAGGGCAUCAUGUCCACAGCCUGUGGUACCCCAGGCUAUGUGGCUCCAGAGGUGUUAGCUCAGAAGCCCUACAGUAAAGCAGUGGAUUGCUGGUCUAUUGGAGUCAUUACCUACAUUCUUCUCUGUGGAUAUCCUCCGUUUUAUGAAGAAUCAGAGACUCGUCUUUUCUCGAAGAUUAUGAAAGCUCAGUAUGAGUUUGACUCUCCUUUCUGGGAUGACAUCUCGGAAUCUGCAAAGGACUUCAUCCGAAACAUGAUGCAGAAGAAUCCUAAUUUGCGCUACACAACAGAGCAAGCUCUGAGACAUCCAUGGAUCAUCGGGAAAACCGCCCAAAACCGUGAUAUCUACCAUUCUGUCAGUGUGCAGAUCCAGAAGAACUUUGCCAAAUCCAAGUGGAAGCAAGCGUUCAAUGCUACAGUGGCCAUCAACCACAUGAAGAAGCUACAGCUCGCCCAUGGUGAGUCCUCGGUCAAACAGAGCCUGAAACAGAUUCAGUUGCCUGAUAUCAAAGUCAUUUCAACGUCUCACACUGAAGCAAUAGACAACAAUCCAAUCCAUGACAAUCAAGAACCCAACGGCAAUCUGCCUUGCAGUCAUAUUACAGUGCCAUCUGUUUCCAUGGAAACAAAGACUCAGUACCUAUUGCCGAAGGUCAGCCAUAGUGUUACGCUUACAGUUACUGAGAAGACCAAACACGUGUACCACUCCGAACCAGGAAACCUGAAUAGGUAUGAGAAGACCAACCACAGUGUGGAGAAAAUACAGACCGGUGUCUGCUGUGUCAUGUGACUGGCCAUUGCAGCAUUAUGAAUGGACUUUAAUAGGAUGUGCAUGUGUUUGCAGAUCUGUGACCUGUCUUGAAGCUGGCAUGCUUUGGGGUUUUUGCUCCUUUGGGAUAUGGACUGAUACAAGACAGCUGAUUUGUUGCUUGUUGGUUUCACCAACGUGUUGGAGUUCAGAAGACUGCCUCCAUAUUGUCAUAUCCUCCCACAAAUGCAUAGACGUGACUGUACAUACAACAUGUGGAAGAUGACAUACAGUACCUUCAGAGACCAGAACAACAUUCUUAGGCCCCUGGUUGUAUUAUAGCACAAAGAUCUUGUUCCUCAGGACUGAUGUAACUCCAGCCCUGUGUAUUAUAUCUAUAAAGAUCACUCCAUUUUAUCCAGAACUUGUGUGCUCCAUAUUACAUUCAGAGUAUUGGUGAUGUGAUAUUUUUAUUAUUUAUUUCCUAAUAGUCUGUGAUUUGCUGUCAUAUUUAACUCUGAAUUGUUUAGGCCCUCUGGUUUUUGUCUCAGAGGAAAUACUGAAUUCAUUCAGUAGAUUUAAUUGCUGGACACAGAUGGGGAGACUGUGGUUGGCAAGCAAUCCCUCUUAACACUUCAUUAUAGUAAUAAUGAGAUUUUUUUUUUGCUUAAUGUACCUUAGAGCCAAAGUUUAUUUUUAUAAGAAAUAUAUUAUGAUUAUUAUGCAGAAUUGUGGAUGUUCUUUUAUAAUAACCUGUCUCAAUAUACCUACCAACAUAACAGAAUGUUUUUGAUAAUAACUGUUUGCCAAUGUACCUCCUGAAGUGUGGGCUUUUUGUAUAUACAUUUCUUAAGACUAUCAUGUGAGACAUAAUUAAUGAAUAAGUGUCCUAAUAUUUCAGGUUUGUGUUGAUGUCAACCCUUAAAAAAUAAAAUAAACUAAAAAAGUUU